Messenger RNA from Mucor mucedo, 1317 nucleotides. RefSeq lists its product as uncharacterized. The transcript has 2 exons. Bases 86 to 1087 code for a protein of 333 amino acids. The record is from RefSeq and is a predicted model, not a curated record. NCBI's taxonomy places the organism in Eukaryota, Fungi, Mucoromycota, Mucoromycetes, Mucorales, Mucoraceae.
AAUGAUCCUUCCGCAGGUUCACCUACGGAAACCUUGUUACGACUUUUACUUCCUCUAAAUAAUCUAGUUUGCCAUAGUUUUCGGCAUGGCCAAAGAAGCCCUAAGAGAUCCUAAAGUCAUAAAUCUCAUCACUGAAUCCCUGGUAAAAACAACAGACGAUUAUUUCAUUGGAAACUGCGAAAGGAAAGACGGUACACGCUCCGACAUGGUUCUUGAGCCGAAGAACGCUCUCUCAGAUCUUCCUCCUCUAAUCGUGGAGAUUCAGCAUACAUUUAACAAAGCAUUCAUGAAAAGAGCUGUUAGCUACUGCUUACAAGCGUUUGCAAUAUGCCAUAAAGAUCCUAUAAUAUUGAUAAUUUGCGUAGAGGAGCUUAAUCAAGAUAAUGUACAUGUGAAACUAAGCAAGCUCCCAGGUGUCUUCUCAUACUUUUCAGAACCAUGGGCCGAACACUGCUAUAUUAUUUCUAAAGAAAGUACCAAAGAUAAUCUGUCGAACCCCUUGGACCCAUUAGUUGCACUUGGUUCUCUUUUUACAAACCGUAGUCUCUCAUUAGCAGAUCAUCCAUUCAAAAAUGAUCCAACGGUUCAAUAUUUAUACACCUCAGCAAUAUUGCAACAUCAAAUUAGCGUCAUUAACAAAGAUAUUCCGCUUUCAUUUAUGGAUUUUCAACUUAUGGAGUAUGAUAAAUUAUUGACACUCGCACAUUCACUUGGUCAACCACAGUUGGGAGAAGCCGUAAACGAUGCAAAGACAAGAACUCUGACGAUGAAAAGGGGAUAUGAAGAACUAUUUAUUACUGAAUCUUCAUUAAAUAAAAAAAAAACGAGUGGCCCACCACCAACAACAUCCACACCCAUCAUUGCAGCUGACAGGAACGAUAGCAAGUUUGAAAAAGCCAUGAAAUUUGUCGCUGAAUUUAAACAAAAGAAAGAGGAGAAAGAGAAAACAAUGGAUUGGGUCGCUUGUUUGAAAGAAGGAAAGGGCUUGAAUAUAUUAAAUUAUAAAAAUUCUGAAUCAUUACGCCAACAAUUCAUCAAGUAUACCAAAAGAAAGUCAAAGCAAACAAAUUCUGAUAAUUCAAAUUAAAUAAACAACUUUAAUAUUGAACACCUAUUUUUAUCAAAUUAUCUUUCUGUUCAUUUCCGUAUUUUUUGAAACCCUGUUGAAUACAGAUCUUAGGGCCAAUGUGCUAGUAAUUGAUAAAGGAAUCAUGGAUCAGAUAUUUGACAUUUAAAUGUUAACUGUUUUAUUUAAAAGCGCGACACUUUAAUUUUUUUUCGUGCGACAUCAUUUUGGCAAAAGGUGUAAAAUUAAGC